Strongylus vulgaris is the source of this 504-nucleotide messenger RNA. Lineage: Eukaryota; Metazoa; Nematoda; Chromadorea; Rhabditida; Strongylidae. The record is from the annotation of a GenBank genome assembly.
ACACUCAGCGUUUACAUCGUUGACGAGCCGAUCAAGAAGAUGGGUGCUUUCAAAUUUUUAGGAACUCGCCUCUCUGUAGAAGGAGAACAUCAAAGGGUUAUCGGCCAGGCAAACGCUGUCUGGGUACCCUCACACAAAUUCUAUGUAAUAAGUGAAUGCCAAUGGCGGCAAAUGUUGGCCAAGUACGCAAGAAGAACGCAAGCUGAUAAUGUCGACGUGGAGGAUGAGCUUGGUUUUGAAGUGUACGAUCAAAAUUAUCCCUGUGUAUUAUCUGCUCAACACGCAAAAUCCUCAAUUAAGAAGAAGCAGGAGCCAGCGCAGCCAACGAGUGAGAAGAGGAGUGACGAACAUGUGGAGUCGCAAGUAGCUCUCAAGGUUCAGUCUAUAAAUCCUCAACAUCAGAAUGCUAAUCCAUCACCUUCAGGAGACGAUAGAUCUGCGAAAAAGUACAUUUUAUUGAACUACCGGAACUUUAACUUGUCACCAAUUAUCUCUACUGUUUAA